Molecule: messenger RNA, 2010 nt
Organism: Punica granatum (pomegranate)
Lineage: Eukaryota; Viridiplantae; Streptophyta; Magnoliopsida; Myrtales; Lythraceae
Source: RefSeq, a predicted model, not a curated record
CCUCACCUCUCUGUUCAUCCCUUUCUUCGAGCUGCACCAUUCCUCAGAUUCAGAAGAGACCUUCUUCCUGUACGUAUCAAAAGAUGACGAGCUGUGUCGUCAAUGCACAAAUGACUUUUUAUGCCACAGGACGGAUCCAAAAACAGAGCCGGAGCUCUCCGACAUGUAGUCCCCGAGGUCCGGGAUCAGUGGCCCAGCUGCCUGCACAAAGACGAUGUUCAAAUAACUUUCCUGGCUCCCAUGAUAAAGUUCUGGUAAUUCAACGUGCUCAGGAUUCUUCAAAAGAAGCUGAAGUCACCUAUGCAUCUGCUGCACGCCGCUCUGCCGAUUAUCAUCCAAGCGUUUGGGGUGACUAUUUCCUCAAGUAUGCUUCUCAAGACACAACGCCGGUAGACGACGACAAAGCAGUGCAGCAAAUUCAGGAACUGAAGUCAGAAGUGAAGAGGAUGCUUGCGUCCGAAGAUUAUAGUAGGCCCGCAAAAAAACUAAAUCUGAUCGAUCAGAUUCAACGUUUAGGAAUUGCCUAUCACUUUGAUAGAGAAAUCAAGGAUUUCCUUGAAGACAUUUAUGCCAGCAUCCGUCGAAAUGGCGCCACCGAGGAUGAAGAUGAUCUGCACACUACAGCUCUCCGAUUUCGACUGUUGCGACAACAUGGUUACUGGAUUUCAUCGCGUGUCUUUGACAAAUUCAAGGGCCGCGAAGGAAAUUUUGAUGCAUCGCUAGUCAAUGACGUGAGAGGGCUGCUAAGUUUGUAUGAAGCGAGUCACUGUAGCACACGAGGGGAAGAAACUCUGGAUGAAGCACUUAGUUUCUGCUUUACCCACCUCAAAUCCAUGGAAGAGAAGCCUGUCAUAGUAGCUCAUGCCUUGAAGCAGUGUAUACAUCGAGAGAUGCCGAGGCUGGAGGUGAGACGAUAUAUUGAGACAUACCAAUGCAUCGAUUCCCACAAUGAAGUCUUCUUGAGCUUGGCAAAGCUGGACUUCAACUUGACCCAGCAACUACACCAGAGGGAAGUCGCCGAAACUUCAUGGUGGUGGAAAGACUUGGACUUCAAGAGGCAGCUACCUUUUGUGCGAGAUAGGAUCGCAGAAUGCUACUUGUGGAACUUAAGCGUGUAUUUUGAGCCUGAGUACUCGCUUGCCAGAAAAUUUGUCACGAAAGUGAUGGCAAUGGUCACGGCUGUUGAUGACAUAUAUGACUCUUACGGUACAAUCGAAGAGCUGGAACUCUUUACAAGAGCUGUGGACAGGUGGGACAUUAAUGCCGCAGAUGAGCUUCCUGGUUAUAUGCAAGUCUGUUAUACAGCACUUCUUGAUGUGUACUCCGGAAUCGGGGAUAUGUUGGCCGAGCAAGGAAGAUCAUACUACCUCUACUAUAUGAAAGAAGCGGUGAAAAUUAUGGUUCGAUUUUAUUUUCAAGAAGCCAAAUGGUUCCACCAACAGUACAUACCCACGGUGGAGGAGUACAUGGAAGUUGCAGUAGUAACACUUGGCUACCAAAUGCUGAUAAUCGUAUCACUCCUCGGAAUGCCAGAAAUCACCACAGAAGAGACCUUUCAGUGGUUGCUCAGUAACCCCAAGAUAGUGAGAGCAUCAGCAGUGACCUGCCGGCUCAUGGACGAUAUCGCUUCUCAUAAGUUUGAGCAAGCGAGAGGACAUGUUGCAUCUGUGGUGGAGUGCUACAUGAAGCAAUAUGGAGUUACGGAGCCAGAAGCAGAGAACGAGCUCAAGAAACGAGUCGAAGAUGCAUGGAAGGACAUCAAUGAAGAGUGGCUCCAUCUCACUGAAGCACCACCCCAUGUUCUCAUGCGAAUUGUCAACUAUGCGCGUGUGGUCGAUGUAAUGUAUAAGGAUGGUGAUUGCUUCACAAAUUCGCAGACGAAGCUGAAGGAUAUUAUAGCUUCUCUACUCCUUGAUCCAGUUCCAGUAUGAGCAUCACGAUUGAAGUUGAGACAUGGCACAAAGACUAUGAAAAUCUUUCUUAUGAGUCCAAUUAAUGACAUAUGUAUAA